AUGACAUGCCUCCUAACCUCUACCAAUGAAUCGAUGUGUCUGGCAUUGGCAGUUGAAGCCGCACAACAACAAAGCCAGACCAUCCUGAAUGAAACUACUAACUAUGCAGCUGCACCGACCAUACAGGCACACCCACAAGAACAAUUAAUGCACCAGCUAUAUGCACAACAACAACAGCAUACCAUGCCUGAGUAUCUACGUCCCCUGAAGCAUGUCAAGGAUCUCGCCGUUGUGGUAGCAACUGGCGCCAAUAAGGAUCUCGAUGUAACAACAAUCAAAAUGUGA
This is a messenger RNA of Zychaea mexicana, 285 nucleotides long. RefSeq lists its product as uncharacterized. The coding region runs from base 1 to 285 and encodes 94 amino acids. The record is from RefSeq and is a predicted model, not a curated record. Lineage: Eukaryota; Fungi; Mucoromycota; Mucoromycetes; Mucorales; Lichtheimiaceae. The transcript is spliced from 2 exons.